GCAGCCGAUGAAACACUUGUGCUUUCACUGUGUUUCCGAUGUUAGGGUUUGUUUUUUAGCGCCAGAGGACAAGUUCUAACUUAUUUAAUUUAGUUAUCUAACGACUGGAUUGUGCUUUUGAUUCAAAACCCCAAAAAACCCGAACUUGUUGCCAGGCUUCUGAGAUCAUUUUAUAUCAUUUACCACCAUUAAAACUUGUGUCCUCGGAGUUAAAGGUAUGGACACACAUGCAGUGCAGCAGAGAGAGCUCCUGUCUGCAGCCGGUAGCUAGCCAUGCCUAGCGAGGUGUCUUAUGCUGCUGGACUCCUUCUCUCUACCUGAAUCGUGGUCAUAACCUCCAGGACUUUCCAGGACUUUGAAGUCCUCCUCGGCCCUCUCUGAACUUGACCAUGGGCGAAAGGCGUGCACACUCUUUUCACAUGACGUGCCACGUACAACGCGACUAUGGCAGCAGGAUGGGGAGCUCCUUCAUAAGUUGCAGACCCAACGGAUACGCCAGCACAAGCCUCAGCCUCAGCCUGGACCAGGAGAUGGACGCGGCCUCCAUCGGCACUACAACUACCAGCUCUGCCCUACAGGCUCCUGCGCCCGACAGGAGCCACUACUCUCCUGUUUCACUGGAACUAGACCCCACAGCGGUGAAUAAUGGAUCAGGCAUUCCCUGCUGUCCGCCAGCAGACACAAUGAAGCCAGCGCGGCAGACCAUAUGCAGCCAGCCCUCCAUCACCUCUGGCCCUCCGCCUCUCCCUCGUUCGAGCUGGCUGCAUCAUCAUCAAAAGGAUUUCCAGAGCCCGUACAUCAAGACUAGCAUGCAGGGGGAUGUUUACAACUUCCUAGAGAGACCUGCUGGAUUGAAAUGCUUCCUCUACCACUUCCUCGUCUUCCUCAUGGUCCUGGUGUGUCUAAUCUUCAGUGUCCUGUCCACUAUAGAGCAAUAUGCAGAGUUCGCCACGGGAACACUCUUCUGGAUGGAGAUUGUGCUGGUGCUGUUCUUUGGCACAGAGUAUGUGGUCCGGCUGUGGUCGGCAGGCUGUCGCAGCAAAUAUGCGGGCAUCAAAGGACGCCUCCGCUUUAUCAGGAAGCCCAUAUCAAUCAUAGAUUUGAUAGUGGUCAUUGCCUCAAUCAUUGUGCUCGGUGUAGGCUCCAAUGGCCAAGUGUUUGCCACGUCUGCUAUCAGGGGCAUCCGUUUCCUCCAAAUCCUGCGCAUGCUACAUGUGGAUCGACAGGGAGGAACGUGGAGGCUCCUGGGAUCUGUAGUCUUUAUUCACCGACAGGAGCUGAUCACCACCCUGUACAUCGGCUUCCUGGGUCUGAUCUUCUCCUCCUACUUUGUUUACUUGGCGGAGAAGGACGCUGUGGAUGAGGAGGGGAAGACGGGCUUCUCCAGCUACGCCGAUGCCCUGUGGUGGGGCGUGGUGACCGUCACCACAAUUGGCUAUGGAGACAAAAUUCCUCAGACGUGGAUUGGCAAGGCCAUCGCCUCCUGCUUCAGCGUCUUCGCCAUCUCCUUCUUCGCUCUGCCUGCUGGAAUCCUUGGCUCAGGGUUUGCCCUGAAAGUCCAACAGAAGCAGAGACAGAAGCACUUCAACAGGCAGAUCCCUGCUGCAGCCUGCCUCAUCCAGACACUGUGGAGGUGCUACGCAGCAGAGAAACCAAACGGCUGUGCUGCUACAUGGAAAAUGUAUGUCCUGACUCCAGAGGCCGUCACCACAGUGGAACAUGACAACUUCAGCCCCAAUGUCAGGAAACUGAACAUAUCGAAAAAGGGACCCAAGAGGAGGUUGAAGUCCAGAGGAAAUGGCGCCAUGGGUGUGGGCUCAGAGAGAGCUGUAUCGAUCCCCCAGAUCACCUACGACCACAUUGACGACUCUGAGGAGAAGAAAGACGUCCCAUUUUUCCUGGAGGAGCCGAGAGGAGCUGUUGAAGGAAUCACCAGAAUCUUCAGACAAACAGUAAGAAGGAGUCAUGAUCACAGCACCUCCAUCGACAUCUCCCGCGCCAACAGCUUAACAGACGAGCUGGACUACAUGACUGAGGACAUUCCCCUGCCUGUGGUGACAGCUCAGUUGUCCCAUGCCCAGAGAUCAGCUGUAAAAGUGCUCCGCAGAAUGCAGUACUUUGUGGCCAGGAGGAAAUUUCAGCAAGCGCGGAAGCCCUAUGAUGUGCGAGACGUGAUUGAGCAGUAUUCCCAGGGUCACCUCAACAUGAUGGUCCGCAUCAAGGAGCUGCAGAGAAGGCUGGACGGCACACUGGGGAAGCCAGGAAUGUUUCUUCCAGGAAAAGGAGAAGAUAAAGAAUACCCAACUAUUGGAGCGCGACUGAUCAGGCUAGAAGAUAAGGUGCAUAAGAUGGACGAGAAAGUGGACUCGGUCCUGCGGAUCCUGACGGAGCAGUUUCCGCCGAAGCUGGAGCUGACGUCCAAGCCGUCCAUCCGCAGGGUGACCAUUCAGAAAUGCAUGGGUGCUAGCAUCGACGAGGAGCUCUGAUGUCGCAGCGAUGGUCACGCCGGGUAUGAUGCUCUCAUCACCAAGGAGAAUUAAAGGACCAGGAGUUCACAUAAACAGCCUAGCCCCACCCAUGGGGGGCCAGCCUGCAAAUAAAAAGGGGACUCAGUCUUCCAAACCCCCUCCCUCUCUUCCAUAUCCACAUUUUCUCAUUGACUUUUUACCACUGAGAAGAGAACAACUUUUAAUUGUCGACUUGCUCUGGGACAUGAGGGCAAGAGCACCACGGAGCACGGUGUGGAAAGGAGGCUGACUGAACUCUUCCUUCUGAUGAUUGUUGGCCCUGCUUGGGUCUUUUUGUUGUUGUUGUUGUUUUUGUUGUUGUCUAAAUGUAGCUUUCUCUUCUGCACCAGCAUUGUGGGCCCUCAGUCUUCCCCCUGCAGAACACAGUCAUUCAAGCAGCGACACGCUACAUGAAUUUAUUUCACUACAUUAGCCUCAUAAUCACACUACUCAGAUAAUGUUAAUUUAUGUGUGGCCUGUCACUGAGCUGCAUUCCUCCACUCCAAAUAUUAUUCCAAAGCUAACUAACCCAGUAAUGAAGUCGUAAUGCAAUCAAAGCACUCGAGUUCCCCAAAGACACAGAGAAAAACUGAGAGUCCAGCCAUGGCAGAGGCAUUCCUCAAAUCCUUCUGAUUAUCUUGGCACCAUCCACACCCAGUACACAACAGGCUUAUUUCCAUAGCCACAUAUCCAUCUAGCCUAACUGUACUUAGGCUGCGGCGGGUGUUUGUUAGUAGUGAUCGAAUAACACGGGGAGGGAAGGGCGGAUUAUCUGUUGACUUUGCCCUGCGUUUCGAGACCGGAAGGCUGGAGUAAAAGAAACGGGACUAAAGAAAUGUAUCAGGGGUGGGUGGCUAACAUGGUGCUGAUUUAUAGCUACACUGAUGCUAACGAAAAUAGCCGAACUGGGCUGAAGUCUCUCACUUUGCUCCAAGAUUUUCACAGAGAGAUUUCAUGCGUAUAUCAAUCUCAAACACUUUUAGCAGCACCACUACUCACACCACCACCAGGACCACACUUAAAACCCUCUAUUCCCCUCUUCAGGGGGCUCACACUGCUGUGUGCAAUUUGAAAUAAAUUUGCCCCAUUAAAGCUCUGAUUAUUUUUUCUCUCCGGAGCUAAUUAAGUGCUGAAUUCCUGGUAAGGGGAGAUUACUCACUGUGAGUGACUAAUGAAAAGAAACACUGGAAAAUGUGCAGAAUUUAAACAGUAAGCUAUGAGGAGCAGGCACACUAAUUGUGUGUGAAAGCUUUGGAAAUAUCAGGCUACCACUGAGAGCGCACGUUUGAAAUAAAAAAAAGACAAUGCUCUCACUUUGUUCCCAUACACGUAGUAUUUAUCUGACAGGACGCCGAGGCAUGUAGGAAGUAGAAAAUAGAAAAUAACUCAACUAUGUAGCUACUGUAUGAAAGGCCUCUCAUAAUUAUAGCAUGCACGUUCCUGAAGAGACGGAUGCACACACACACACACACACACACACACACACACACACACACAAAAGAGGGGUGAACAAGGGAAGGGGAAGGAGGAGAGGCCUUCUCUCUGCACUAGUAUAUAUUUUCAUAUUUUUGCGGUGGUUAAAAUAAUAACUAUUAUUUAUCUUACAUUAAAUAAAGUGGUUGUAUUUUAAAGGCACUCUAAUUUUGUGACAGACCUUGAUACAUAUCCGCCUGUAUUCUCCUGUACAGUUUUAUAAGAGUUGUAAAUAGAAACAUUGCCUUAUCGUACUGUAUUUAUUAUCAUGUGGAAAGAUCAACCUGGAACAUAUCUGCGAGAUGGAGCGAUGAGAAGCACAGAGGGUAAGGCUCCUGUUGUACAGACGGAUGGAAAUGAUUGUAAAUGAUA
Molecule: messenger RNA, 4352 nt
Organism: Epinephelus fuscoguttatus (brown-marbled grouper)
Lineage: Eukaryota; Metazoa; Chordata; Actinopteri; Perciformes; Serranidae
Gene: kcnq1.2
Product: potassium voltage-gated channel, KQT-like subfamily, member 1.2
Exons: 18
Coding region: 390-2486 (698 amino acids)
Biological process (GO): potassium ion transport; transmembrane transport
Cellular component (GO): membrane
Molecular function (GO): voltage-gated potassium channel activity
Source: RefSeq, a predicted model, not a curated record